AUAAAAAUAUUGCUUGAGCAUGCAAAAAUGCUGCUUUGGAUUCUGUUGCUGGAGACGUCUCUUUGUUUUGCUGCUGGAAACGUUACAGGGGACGUUUGCAAAGAGAAGAUCUGUUCCUGCAACGAGCUAGAAGGGGAUUUGCACGUAGACUGUGAGAAAAAAGGGUUUACCAGCCUGCAACAUUUCAGCGCCCCAACUUCCCAGUUUUACCAUUUAUUCCUGCAUGGAAAUUCCCUGACUCGACUUUUCCCUAAUGAGUUUGCUAACUUUUACAAUGCAGUCAGUUUGCACAUGGAAAACAACGGUUUGCAUGAAAUUGUUCCUGGGGCUUUUCUAGGGCUGCAGCUGGUAAAACGUUUGCAUAUAAACAACAAUAAGAUAAAAUCGUUCAGGAAACAGACUUUCCUGGGGCUGGACGAUCUGGAAUAUCUCCAGGCAGAUUUUAAUUUAUUAAGGGAUAUUGACCCGGGAGCAUUUAGGGAUUUAAACAAGCUGGAGGUGCUGAUUUUAAAUGACAACCUCAUCAGCACCUUACCUGCCAACGUGUUUCAGUAUGUGCCGAUCACCCACCUCGACCUCCGGGGAAACCGACUUAAAACCUUGCCUUAUGAGGAGGUCCUGGAGCAGAUCCCAGGCAUUGCUGAAAUUCUGCUGGAAGAUAACCCCUGGGACUGCACUUGUGAUCUGCUAUCCCUGAAGGAGUGGCUGGAAAAUAUACCCAAAAAUGCUUUGAUCGGCAGAGUCAUUUGUGAAGCUCCUACUAGGUUGCAGGGCAAAGAUUUGAAUGAGACCACAGAGCAAGAGCUGUGCAGGAAAAACAGAGUGGAUUCUAGUCUAGCUGCUCCCCCUGCCGAAGAGGAAACCUGUGAUCCUGGUCCCAUUCCAACCCCCUUUAAAAUACAUGGCAUAGAAGAUCCUGCCACUCCCGGAUCUGCUCCAAACGGAGGUACAAAGAUCCCAGUCAACUGGCAAAUCAAGACCCGACCCACUGCUGCGGGCUCGACAAUUAGCGUGAAAAACAAGCUACCGACUAGCAUGCCCUGUCCGGAGAUCUGUAGCUGCGAUCAGAUCCCUGGCUCGGGUUUAAAGGUUAAUUGCAACGAAAGAAAUGUGAGCAGUUUGGUAGCUUUGAAACCCAAGCCGUCCAAUGUUCAGGAGCUGUUUCUGAGAGAUAACAAAAUACAUACAAUCAGGAAAUCCCACUUUCUGGAUUACCGGAAACUUAACCUAUUGGAUCUGGGGAACAACAACAUCGCUACUGUGGAGAACAACACCUUCAAGAAUCUCUUCGAGCUCAGGUGGCUCUACAUGGAUAGCAACUACUUGGACACUUUGUCCCGCGAGAAAUUCACCGGGCUGCAGAACCUAGAGUAUCUGAAUAUGGAGUUUAAUGAGAUCCAGUUGAUUCAGCCCGGCACCUUCAAUGCAAUGCCCAAGCUCCGAGUCCUAAUCCUCAACAACAACCUGCUGAGGUCCCUCCCCGUGGAUGUGUUCGCUGGGGUCUCGCUUUCCAAGCUGAGUAUACACAAUAACUAUUUCAUGUAUCUCCCGGUGGCGGGGGUAUUGGACCAGCUCACGUCCAUCACCCAGAUCGAUCUGCAUGGCAACCCGUGGGACUGUUCGUGCCCGAUUGUGCCUUUCAAACAGUGGGCAGAGAUGCUGCGCCCCAAGGUGGUCAUGAGCGAUCUGAGGUGUGAAUCACCAGAGGAUUUCUUUAAGGAGGAUUUCGAGUCCCUUGCCAACGACGUGAUUUGCCCGCAGCUCAAAAUAUCGCCCACCUUCACUUCCAAUAACAAAAACAGCACCGGGUUGGCAGAGACAGGGACUCACGCCAACUCCUACCUAGAGACCAGCCGGGUCUCCAUUUCGGUGCUGGUCCCAGGACUCCUGCUGGUUUUUGUCACCUCCGCCUUCACAGUAGUUGGCAUGCUAGUGUUUAUCCUGAGGAACAGAAAGCGCUCUAAGCGGAGGGACGCCAACUCAUCUGCAUCUGAAAUCAAUUCCUUACAGACAGUCUGCGAUUCUUCUUACUGGCACAACGGACCCUACAAUGCAGAUGGAGCCCAUAGAGUUUAUGACUGUGGCUCUCAUUCUCUAUCAGACUAA
Emys orbicularis (European pond turtle) is the source of this 2106-nucleotide messenger RNA. RefSeq names its product SLIT and NTRK like family member 1 (gene SLITRK1). Lineage: Eukaryota; Metazoa; Chordata; Testudines; Emydidae. Gene Ontology annotation, biological process: axonogenesis; positive regulation of synapse assembly; regulation of presynapse assembly. The transcript has 2 exons. The coding region runs from base 28 to 2106 and encodes 692 amino acids. The record is from RefSeq and is a predicted model, not a curated record. Gene Ontology annotation, cellular component: postsynaptic density membrane; glutamatergic synapse; GABA-ergic synapse. Gene Ontology annotation, molecular function: protein binding.